AUGCACCAUACUGACAUUCUGCUAUCAGUGCAUCCCCAUGUAGUGCAGGCAAUGCACAGCCUGUUCAAGCGCAACUGCGUCGACUGUCCUGGAACCACACCUUCCUGCCCCUCAUGUGCCGGAGGCAAGGUCUGCUCACUCGUCCCCCAAUCUUGCGACACUUGCGCAUACACAACUUGCGUCAUCUCUAACGAUGCCCCAUCACACCACUCGGGUCCCAAUGUCGGUGCCAUUGCCGGAGGAGUAAUAGGUGGUGUCUUCUUUGUCGGCCUCAUCGUCUUCGCCUUUUACUGGUACGUGAUACGACCGCGUCGUGUAAAACUGGAGGAAGAAUGGGAAGAGGAGGACCAAGCCGAGAACCGCAAGUCCAACUUCAACAUGCAGAGGUCAGAACGCGCGUCGGUGCACACGGUGCACUCGGUUGCCAACAGCAUCCUCAGCCGCGCCUCCAACUUCAUACCCAUCGCCUACAUUCCCGGCGUCAUGAACAGAAACGGAAACCAAGAACACGUUCCUCCAGUCCCACCGAUCCCUGCUGCUCACGGCCCUCCUGUCAGCGGCCGCUCGUCCAACGGGGAAGCUCUAUUCUUCAGUCCUGCCGACCUUCGCGACUCGACAUACUCGGAUUCUUCGUCUUUGGACAACCGCAGUACCUUCUUCGGCCGCCCCAGCAUUACACCCUCUCUGGCUCGCAGCAGUAUAGCUUCCUAUCGCGACGAUGCCGUUGCAAACCCCAUGCCCGCCCAAACCGUGCUGCGCGGAAAAGCAAACGUCGUUAGUGUAAAGAGCGGAAACAGCGGCACACCCACCUCAACGCCACCCCAAACCACCCCCGCCGAAGAAGUCGCCAACCCCUUGAAUCGCAGCGCCAGCGGCAGAAAACUAAACAUUGUCAUGCCCACCUCCAGCGAUGCCAUCCGCCCUGGCUCCUCCAACUCAUCCUCGUCACAACAAACCCUCAGCAGUGCCAGUUACGGCAAACCCACCUUACUCACCGUGGGCGGCUCGAAAGCAAAGAAAGGCCGAUUCCCCGUCUCCUCUUCCGACUCUUCUCCCUCGCAAACAAAGCCCAAUGUAUCCUCUCCACUAGCAAACUCUGCAGCCACUACUCCAGAUGAAGAGAUCGACGCAUCGCCAUUCUCAGAUGCUGCGUCUAUUUCUCCUCCGUCGGCGAACAAACGUACGCCGGGAGGGUUGUCCGCUGUCAUUGAAGAGACGGGUAGUAUGAGGGGAAGCCUGGCGGCACGGAGAUUGAGCAAGCAAUUGGCGCAACAGGUUCCUCGUGGCCAGAGUCCUUUUGGGGAUGAGCAUGAGGCAUAA
This is a messenger RNA of Aureobasidium vineae, 1320 nucleotides long. NCBI's taxonomy places the organism in Eukaryota, Fungi, Ascomycota, Dothideomycetes, Dothideales, Saccotheciaceae. The record is from the annotation of a GenBank genome assembly.